This is a messenger RNA of Xyrichtys novacula (pearly razorfish), 10372 nucleotides long. The record is from the annotation of a GenBank genome assembly. Lineage: Eukaryota; Metazoa; Chordata; Actinopteri; Labriformes; Labridae.
AUUACUAUGUGGUUGCGAGAUUGUUCAAGGUUUCCUCUUGUGGCCUCUUACUGAACAUCUGAAGUAAAAUUAAAUGAUUUGUGAAGCUGUGUUGUGUCUAAAUUAACACUUUUCUGUAAAAUCCUCAGAGUUUAAAAACAGUUUAGCUUGUUCAAUCUGAGGGCUAUUUUAACAUCAGUCACAGUGAGUGGAUUAUCACAGUGUAAUGAUAAAAGUAAUUCAUUAAUAUGAGGGAUUUUAACAGCUGAUCUGUCACAUUUACAGAUUUCACAGGAUUAUAAUGAAGAAAUGACCACUUCUGUCACUCUGAGAUUAAAGUAAAGCUGGAGUCCAAUAGUUUCUAGUCCUCCAAAAGUAGUGUUUAAAAGGAGCAAAAGGUGUUUUCUAAUUCAAAUUUGCUGCAAGCUAAUCUAUAUUACUACCCCCAUCAGAGCCGGCCCAAGGCAUAAGCGAACUACGCGCUUUGGGACCUGCGGCCAGUAGGGGGCCCCCAAGAGCAAUCAAAAAUAAUAACAAUAAUAAAAUUUUAAAAUAUAUAUAUAUAUAGAUAUAUAUAUAUUUUUUUUGCAUGUAUACUUGAUGCUCUCUGUAUGAUCAAAUAUAUAUUGUUCAUUAUCAAAAAUAAAAUAAAGUCAAAAAUUUAAGUGCUGUUGCUGAUGUCGGCCAAAGCUACGCUACCGUUAUGUGCCUCCUGCUGUGCAAUGCGCACUGAGCAUCCUGAAUAUGUUACAUUUUAAGAUUAAAAACCAUAUGUGGCACCCUGAACAUCAUUCAUCAGUCAUUCAUUGGUAUUAUUUGUAUGGUUGCAUUGGUAUUAUUUACGUUAUUUCCAAGGCCACCCCCUUAAAUGUGUAAAGACAUGUCAGGCGCAUUAAAUGUAUACUGUAGUAAGUGUGUGAAUGAUCAACAAUCAAUAUUAUUGGCAGAAAUAGAGGGCCCUAAAGUCAAAUUUUGCUUAGGGCCCCACUGAGGCUUGGGCUGGCUCUGACCCCCAUGCCUUAGGGUCCAAAUGGGGUCACAGCAGAUUUGAACCCUGGAUAAUUGGAGCAAAUUGAGUCUCUGUAUGAAGAUUGUAAACACAGGCCAACUCUAGAAAUCUGCAGUUGACCUAGUUAAUAUUUAACACGUUGAGACACAUCAACUCUUCCUGUUUUAUAACCCUUCACUUGUUCCUCCUUCCACCGCCUUCCUGGUUGGGGGCGCUCUCGCUCCUCAGCCUGAUUUGGACCUCUGAUUUGAACACUUCCAGCUGCAGCCGUCUACCCAACCGGAUCCACCGGAGAACCGACCCACUGUGAGCAUCCCGACCAUCCACCACCCACCCCGACAUGGACUUCUCCAUCCGAGCAGCCAACGUGGAGGACUGCAAGGACAUCGCGCGGAUGAUCAUGGUGAGCGAAGCGGACACGUGCGUCAACGCGAGGAGAGCCGAGCGCGAGCAGCCAUGGCUGUGUUGUAUUGGGGAGGGGGGUCAGCAGUGAAUGAGUGAGGGGGGGGACGUUAAAUAAUCUGUGAGUCACAUGCUGACGUCAGGAGAGCCACGGUAAAGCGGUUAUUCGAUUAUUCGGAUGUUAUUGGAUUAUUAUUAUUCGAGCAGCAGAUCAGCUAAUAUCGGUCAUGUAUGUCAGUGCAAACAGGGUCAUUGAAGCUAAUAGACUGAGGCUUUAACUGGGGAAAGAAAUGUGUCAUGUCAGACUAUUGAGAAGAAACCGGUGCUGUUUCUGUCUUCACAGGAACUGGCUGAAUAUGAGAAGAUCUCACAGCAUGUUAAAAUCACACAGAGAGGUACAGUAUCUGUUAUCUCCUCUAGGCUUGUAUCUUUGAGGACCUUGACUUCAGGUACAGAUGUGGUGACCUUUACUUUAAUAAAGCAAAGACAAGUGGAGACUGAAAGCAGACGAAGCAGCUUCAACACUAAAAUGAUAAAAUAACUACUCUGAAUAUGGGUGUACCAAAGCAGAUAAUGACCUAGUUAUUGAAAACACCAGAGUCCAUUUAGUCCUUUAGUCUAAAUAUUCUCGUCAGUCAAUCAAACUGUAUAUUUACAAGCACAGCUACAGUAGGUCAAGCUUAGGUGAUUUAACAGGAGUACUCUGUCAUGAAUGGUGCACAAAACAAAGGAAAAAAGACCCAAAAAUGCAGGAAAAAAUAAAUAAAUAAAAGACGAAACUUAAAACAACAAAAGUUAAGUUGAAAAAAUAUCCAAGAGAAAAACCAAAGAAACAAAAAGGUACUGGGGGAAAAAAAUCAGUGGAUUCAAAAGAGACUGGGGGAAAAGAUCACAAGGAGACCAAGACAUCUACUGACACUGACUGACAAACAUGCACGCAAUGAACCAACCAGGACAGAAGGGAAGACAGGGACUAUAUACACACACUGGGAAACGAGCAACAGGUGAGGCUAACGAGACACAGGUGAAACUCAUGGGUGAUUAACGAGGGAGGGAAAACCAGACUAGAAACACAAGAUAUCAACUACGGCAAAAUAAAACAGGAAAUAAACACUGAAAACUGAUCUAAAGAAUAAAACACAGAGAACAGGAGGGAACCAGGACUGGACCACAGGGGAACAGGAACACUGGGUAAAAUACGCAAAAAAUGCACUCAAUAAACAAAACCAGGAAAAAACUAAAUUUACAGAACAUAUCAUGACACUGUCCUUUUUCCAAGUUUAAAUUCACUGGGCAAAAAUCAAAUUAUAGACGGAAGCAUGUCUGCCAUGUCUGAAUUGCAAGUUUGCUAGAAGCUGAUGAGAUCUACGUCAAACAAUACCUACAGUUUUAGGGCUCUGCACCAUUUGUUCAUAUGAUAAGAAAAUUUUGUUAUUUUAACUUCCCUCUUCAUCUUUGUUUUUAUUUUUUACCAUCCAGCUUCUUAGAAACGCAUCUGUGCGAUUGAACUUCUGGCUUUAAGUUUGGCUUACGAACACUGAAUCGAAAGUGGAACACUUUAGCUAGUUUCGUGCGAAUCAACCCCCAACCGUAUUAUCUAAACAUGUUAGUCCGACUACAGGAUGUUUGAUCCAAUGCGGUUUUAGUUUAACUUGCGUGUUUAAGUCGUAAAACUCUCAGUUCAUUCUUUGUUUCCAAAUGGUGUUACGAUCAACCGACUGCAGCCAGUUAAAGGACUUAAAUUAGUGAUACAGUUGCGGUAUGUUCGGCUAUGUAGCUAGUCCUAAAAUCCAGGUCAGUUUGGAAUUUCAUAGUUUGGUCGCUUACAGUGUUCUUGGUUUUUGGACCACAAAGAAACGGUCUUCUCUCUGCCCGUCGACACGAUUAGAGUCAGUCCUCCAGAGUCUGUUAUUAAAGUUGCAUACUGACAUUGGUCAGUUUGCAGUUCAAACCGAUCAGAAUGAAGCACUUAAAAUGGACUUACACUAAGCUCAUUUAAUAUGCGUGGUCUACGUCAGCAGGAGCCGUCUCUGUUGUUUACUAAAAUGUCUCAUGACGGGAUGCUGGUUUGGCUUUGUUGUUGAAUUGCGAGCUCCAUCAGCUGUGGCUGGAGUCCUUGAAAAGAACAGCCAAGGUCCGAUUCCGACCCAAGGCCCUUUGCUGCACGUCAUUUCCAAUCACUUCAGUUCUCGACUCUAUCCACUAAACGAUUUAGCACAAUGAAAACACAAAGAGACCCCCUGAUUUCUUCGCAGGUCAGGUGGGAAUCUGUUCGAACUGGAUAAAGACAAGGCACAUCUGCUAGAGUGAAAACAUCUCUGUGGUUUCUGGGUAGAAAUAUGAAACUGGAAGCGAAAAUUAAAAAAGCAUCAGUUUGAACAAAGCUGAGGUUGUGGAGCUAACGUUGAGGUUGUUUACCGGAGCAAAUAAAUGACAGGGAAUGAAAGUAGGACAGUAUUUCACUUUUAUAAGGGUUACCAGUGUCUUUGUGUUUUUUUACGCAGACUUGGAGCAGGACGGCUUCUCCAAAAACCCGUUCUUUCAUGGGAUCAUCGCUGAGGUGCCAGAACAACACAAAACCAAAGAUGGUGAGAAAGAACAACCAGUCACUCUGUGGGCUUCAACUUCCAACUGUGACUUAUUAUCCUGCUGUGACUUCACUUCUUCAACUGGGCAAAAAGCAAAACAUUCAUCGAUAUGUCCAUCAAAAAAGAGCUGAACAUCAGCAGUUUCUUAACUCUACCACCGUGUGUGAUUGGCACUGAUUAGCCUCUUAUUUUUUGUUGGAUUUUCUCUCUAAUCAAGUAUGACAGUUUCAAUUUCAAGGCCUGCAGCCAGAUGGCAGCUACGGAUGUUUGAGCAUUUCCCAAGCCCAAAGUGGCUCAUUUGGAUAAACCACAAAUCUAGCCAACCAAAAUUAUUGUUUCAAACUGAUUUCUGGAUAUAAAUACUGUUAUUCUGUUCUGUCCCCAACCCAAACCCAACAGCUUAAUAUGGGAGCUAUCUUACAUGAAUAAAUGUUGACUGUAGCACAACAGAAAAGUUGAUUUUUUAUGAGUUUUUUACCUUUUUUGUUCAUAAAACUUCCAUAAAAGAUCUCUCAAUUUAAAGCGUUAUCAACACUCUGUAUUUGACACGCCAACAGGUACAUUAACCCAUAUUUAUGAUCCCUGGUUGAUGUGUCAGCACGAUGCCAAUGUGACCUCUCUCCUUACACUCCUUACAUAACGAGGCUAACACGCUACUUUUCCUCAGAUUACCGUAAAGGGAACAUUAACGUACGCUCUGCUGCUCAGCUGGGUCUCUUUCUUCCAUGACACGGCUCUUUUUUUUUUCCAUACCGUCACCUCUUACUGCUCCCUGCUGGCCUCAGAUAUCAGACUCCUGGCUGCAUGUGUAAUCGAGUUUGACUCACUACGUCCCAUGACUCUGAGAAACUCAUAUUGACAGAGUCGUGUUGACUCUCAUAUUUGUAGGUAACCUCGAGAGAAGCCUUCUUUCGGAAAACCUGUUUUAUGUUUUCCAGCAUUGUUGAAAGAUUUCUUUGGGGGUUGUCCUAGUCAGCCAGCUCUGGCCUGAUCAGUUUUCUAGAUGUUAGUCAUAUCAGGAGUCACAUCCUGUUUGAAAUCAUAAACUUGAACGUAGGCCUGGGCAGUUUGGCCAAAAAAGUGAUCACGAUAUAUUUUGUCAUAGCGUCCGAUCUUGAUUAUUUUCACGCUUUUUUUUAAAAUGCCAGUUUUAAAGCAUCUGUACUAAAAACUAAAGAAACUAGAGACAUUUUGUUGACAUACAAAGUAAAUAACAAAGAAUAAGAUAAAUACCAUUCCAACUCAACAGCACAACAAGUAUAGAUAAGUAUUAACUAAUACAGUGAACUAGUUUACAGUCCUGAGUGUUUUAGCAGGUCUGCAAGACCCAAAAUAAACAAAUUGUUCUUCAGGGAUAAUGAAGACGCCUUAAAUGUAAACAUUAGAUGAUACCAUUGAUUGCUGCUUUGGUCUAGUAGCUGCACCGCUAGUUGUGGCUAAACUGCGAAUGCGACUUGAGCCGUCAGCAGUGACAGGCUGUACAGACUCUGCUCCCAUUUUCAUGCUUUUCGCAUAAUCACUCUUUAAAUGAUUAAACAGAUCUGUUUGUGUUGCUGGUUUUUAAGGGCACAGACCGCCGACAUAUCUUGCACAUCGGCUUAAUUAACAGCCGAUGUGCAAUAACAACACAACCGACACUGAAUAACUUUUCGUCUCAAUGAUCGCAUCCUCUGAGGAUGAUUCAAAGUCAUAGCUGACAUCUAUUUUGCUGGCCUCAGCUCCGCGUUUAGCUCCACGAUUGGUCAUUCUGUUUACUGUCCCUGUUUACUUCUCCGUCAAUUUACAGAAAUGCGAAGCUCGACACAUUUUCGCCAUGUCGAGUAAAUAAGUUCACAACUGAUCACCGUGAUCGAACUGCAAUUUAUCAUGAUCAUAUAAUCGCCCAGUCCUACUGGACCGUACAGCUCAGGUGAAGUAUUGUCUUAAAGCUCCUGUGAGUAACAUUUGGUUUAUGUCAAUUUGGCGCCCCCUGUGGACAUAGCAGUCUUUGUUUAUCUUGUCCUUAACAUGCUUAACUAACAGUUUUUGAUGCUUGUUGCUAAAGGUCUUUUUUUUUUUUUUUUUUGCUUUUGUACAUCAUAAAAAGGCAUCAACAUGAACUUUGGUCUAUUUUAUAAAUGUCCCAAAAUGUCUCACGGGGGCUUUAAAAGAAGUGAUGAGACAGCAGGACUUAGCGGUGAAACAAGAUGAUGAAAAUCUGCGUUUUUGCGACUAAAUAGUCUGUAGCAUCUUCAAGCUAGUUUUGUAUUUAAACCGUACAAAUCGUCUGCUUUGUUUUAGUUUUUUGGCAAAACAGACUUAUUAACCGUUUUAAGUAAGCUGCCUAGCCACGCGUCAGACGAGUUAGCAACCAGCUGUUAGCAAAAUCAAGUAAUAAGUAGCUAAAGCUCAAUCGAAGGAGUUGCGCAAAAACCAAACAUGGUAUGUGUGCAUGUCUUGCUAGCUUGUUAGCCAUAUUUACUUACAAGGCUAAGAAUGCUAUUUUUUAAUGUUGGUGUUUUAUCACUGCCCUCUAGUGGUCAAAAAUACACUUUAAGAACAAUUCACACUUUGUUAUGAAAACAACAAGAGAGUGGUCAAAAGUGGUCAAAAGUUUUAACGAGUUAAGCGCUCUUUUUAAAGCUCCUCUGAGCAGUUUUUAGCUUGUUGUGAAAACAAUGGAAUGAAUACAGACUUCUUUUUAUAACCUGCAAAAGCAAACCAAACCGUCCAAAUAGAGACCGACUAUUUUUAUAAAGUUAAUUUUGGCGUCUGAAACCACUGGCGGGAAGGGUAGGCGUCAGUUGAAGCAAAACAGCCUUUGUUUACAUUUUACAUGACAAAGAGUUUCAGCGAGCGAGUCUUCGGAGUGUUUAAAUAAAGACGGAUAAAAAAAAAAAAAACAAUUCAAGUGUACAGGACAAAAUCAGUAAACACAAAAAUACCACUUCUUCCAAAAAGGACAUCUGAAACUCACUAAAUUUUACAUUUUUUAACUGUUUGCUUUCAGGUCAUACGAAGAUCGGCUAUGCACUUUAUUUCUACUCUUACAGCUCGUGGUCAGGCAGAGCUGUUUAUAUGGAGGACUUGUACGUGAUGCCAGAGUUUAGAGGUACUAUGACUGUCUCGGAAAUACAUUUGAUUGUUGUUUUAGAGUAAAGAUUAAUAGUCAAAGUGUAAAAUCUGAAGUUAACUGAAGCUUGUGUCUUUCAGGGAAGGGUAUCGGUAAAGCCCUGAUGAGCAAGGUGGCGCAGGUGAGUGAAACGUCGAUCUGUUUUUAAACUGGAACAGUCAAAUUUAAGGUUCGUUCGUCCUAACCCUGACCCUUUCGUUUUGCCGUGUCGUAGCUUGGCCUGGCCGCCGGCUGUGGCCAGCUCAACUUCACCGUCCUGGACUGGAACAAAUCAUCUAUGGACUUUUACCUCAACCAGGGUUGCACCGAUGUUACGACCGACAUGGGCUACCACUACAUGAGUUGCAAGGGAGAAGCGCUGGAGCACCUGGCCCAACCUUAAGCCAACACCUGGCUGAUGACGGCAACACCUUUUGGCGUUAAGGUUGACAUACACAGUGCAGGGAUACAGUGGCCCCGUUCCAAUACUUAUCCAUGACAAUCGAUAAUAAAGUGAUGGCCCAAAAAAAGAAGAUUAAGGAAAUAAUUGACUGUAACUGUAACUGUAGCAUCUGUUAAUGGCUAAUGAGCCGAUGCUAACUCACCUAAAUAGUACUAAUAAUAACAGUCUGAAUAUUAUGACAAAAAUUAGUAUGUGCUAACACUGUGAAAGUGAUUAGUCCUUUAUAGUUUUUAACGGCUCUAGCUGUUUACAUUCAGAUCUACAUGAGGCUGUUUGCGUUAUUUCAAAAUAAAAGCAUGUUUUUACAUGACUGGACAGAAAGCAGCCUAAACACAAAACAGUUAAAAUAUCAAAAUAUAUUUAUUACAUAUCAUAUUUAUUUCUCUGGAAAGUUCUUGUCACAGGGAUUCCUUUUGCAAUAUUUUUUGUUUGAGUAUUUUGGCCACUAUUAUGACAAGAGUUGUAAAAUUUGAUGCCCUGGUUGCUUUACUUUGAAAUAAUUGGGCAGUAUUUGUUUUUGUCCUUGCAGAUGAAGCUCCUGUGAGGAGUUUUUUUGAAGUAAACGAAACAAACUGAAAUUCAUAUUGAUGCAUUGUUAUGAUAUACUCAGGCAAAUAAAACCAUCAGUGACCAAAUUGACCAUUUUUAUAAAGUCAGUUUUAGUCUAAAGGUCCUUACACACCGGGAACGAUGCAAAUAUACAACGCGAAAUUACGAAAUAUUCGGAGGCGAAUUUUGACGCGCCCAUGAACCGAAAAAUAAAUGCCGCAAUAUCGCAGGACGAGAAAACGUCGCUGAUGUGAACGCUCGUAUUGACAGGACACGGGUUCGAAAAAAAAUUUGACGUCCGAAAUAACGGCAUUAAAAAAAACUCCGAGUGUGAGAGGACCUUUAGACAAGCGAUGCCUGUUUUGUCCACAGGGGGCGCCAAAGUGAACUCAAACUGGAAGGUCCUCACAGGAGUUUCAAGUUCUGCAUUUUUGAUAUUUUAGAUGUCACUACAAGCCUCAACAAAAAACUUAGUUGACCUGCUUUGUUGGGAUUACAAAAGGGGUUAAGAAACAGUCAUUUAGCUGAGCAUUCAGCGAAAGGAUGCACACAAAAAAAAAGUAUUGGAAUGGGGCCUUUGCAAUACAUUUCAAUAGUACACAAUUGAGGCACUUAAACGUGUGUUUUGUAUUUACCUAUGUGACACAUUACGACCUAGAGCACCUUUGAUUCAUGUGUUAAAACAAAUAAGUGUUAAUAAUAUAGAAUAAAUGUCAAUGAGGAGGGUCUGACAGGAGCGUGAAUGGGGUUAAUGGAGAGAUUUGUUCAUUGUAAUAAUUCAUAAACCACAAUUAAAACCUUGUUUUGCACAAACAUCUAUGAAAGGAUUAUGCACUGGAAAGCCAAGUUGUACAUUCUUUGUAUGAGUGUCUGUAAAGAUAGACGAUCUGGGUGUCCUAUCCCUUUAAAUUCAUUUCAACUAUGUCAACAGCAACCAAAGAGUUAGUCAUCUCUCCCAUCGUCUUCCAGAUGAGGAGCUCUGUGAAGCUGUUGUGAAGCACAAUGUUGAUAUUUGCACUGUUUUCCUCACUUAGUGAAAGAGUUAGAGUGACUCGGGUUCAACCUGGUUUCAGAGGUAUGCGUCUGAGGAGAUUUAAGAGGUUUUUGAGUGGACUGAGUUUGUGUCUUUAGGGGAAUAAUACUGGUCUGUACUUCUGUUUUAUAUCCAGUCUACUUUUUUUUUUUUUUAACUCUUCGUACCAUUUCCAGAAAUUUAAUGAAAACAGUCUGAGUUGCGGGUUAUAUUUAGUUUGUUUUCUCGAGCUCUAAACAAGCAAGAACCGCUGACCCUCCUCUGCAGGUUUUGCAAUUUUCGUGUCUUUUUAGACUUCCUUCGCAAAAUAAUUCAAAGAGUUUGCAGUUUUUAUUUAAUUUCCUUUUUUUUUUUUAAACGAUGGGUGUAAGGUGGUGAAAUAUUCAGGUAUGUUUGAUUCAAUGUGCAAUAUAUACAGACAAGUUUGUUUAAUGUGCUACAGGGUGAGCGUGAGCCAAAAAAUCAACAUACAGCCCAAGGGAUCAUGAAGGGAUAUUUAUAGCUGCCAUUGUCUGCAACUAUAACUCGAUGCCAAACCCGCAGCUAUAAAAAUAUACAACUCGCUCUCAGCGUGGAUGCAUAGAGUUGGAGUUCAACCUUGAUUCCUGUCAAAUAUUUGCAAUAAACUUCACGAGUAGAGCAAUGUUUCUGUACAAAAGACGAGGCUGAUUAACUGUUUGAAACUUUGAUUUUUAGUGUGAUGGUUGUGUAUAAUUUUUAAACAGACGGUGAAAGGUUGAGAGUGGGGUUAUUUCCGCGACUUGUGAGGUCUUUGUACAAAUCACUAUUUCAAAUGUGUUAGUUGAUAUUGUAAGGAGUUAGAGGCCUUUUUUAUGGGUCUGAUUUCGUCCCUGAAAGAGUUAAAAGAAAAGCUGAGUGAAAAUCUUAUGAAUCCAGGAAGUUGACUUUAAAAUCACCUCAUCCACUGAGUUUUUAAAGGGCUUCAUAACAUCAUACAAAUGUCAUCAAACUACUAAAAAGCAUAGCAGUUCUUUGAUUAAGGUUGACCCGAUAAUGGAUUCACAGGUUUUUCACAUGAUCGGAUAUUAAGAAAGAGUAAAAACACGUCACAUUUAGAAACUAGAACCUGCAUGAGAGUCUGUUGUAUUCUAGGCCACCUGUUGGCACCCAUUCCUGAACACUACGAGUGUGUUUCACUGUUUACCAAUGUCCUUGUUUGACUGCUCUGUUCAGUUUACACUGAGGAAUAAAAUCUGUCAGACUGCAGUUAAAUAAAGUGAUCUGUGGUGUGACUGUG